AUGUUUCCACGUGAUGUGUACACUUUCCACGACGAGGAAAACGGUAUCUGGCUAGGGCGUAGUGUACCACCUCUGUACAAUCCGAACCAAAGUGUUGGAGAACUAAUUUGGCGAGUGUUGAACCGCGCUCCGUUCAAAAUUGCACAAAUUAGUGCGGAUAGUGGCAUUCGUUUAACGUACCAUGAAAUGCGGCUACGAAGUACGCGCGUGGCACAAAAUCUUUCCUCGAUGGGGUUCCAAUCUGGCGAUUUGGUAUCAAUCGUCGCCAGAAACAACGAGAAGCUAGCACCGGUGGUUUUCGGCUGCUUCAUGCUGGGUCUGUCGAUUAACUCACUGGAUCCUAGUUUCCACAAGGAGGACUUUGCUCAUAUGUUCAAAUCUAUUCGACCCAAAACAGUCUUUUGUGAAGGUGAUUUGAUUGAAGAAAUAACGGCGGCUUGUGAAAUAGCAGAUAUCUCACCAAAUUUAAUAAUUUUUGGACCAAGAGUCAAUGGAUAUACCCGAGUUGAUGAUCUGCUCGUGGAGACAGGUUCUGAACAGCACUUUCAACCGGCGCAUAUUGAGGACUCGGCAAAUACAUUGGCAAUAAUUCUUUGUUCGUCUGGCACUACGGGCAAAUCUAAGGGAGUUUGUCUUUCUCAUUCGUUAUGUGUUGCCAAUUUAUCGGACAUAUGGCCUUGUUACGAGUCGGAUCGAGUGUUGUGCCUAAGUUCGUUAUAUUGGAUAUCUGGCAUAGGAACAUUGAUGACGGGUACCAUAGCGGGAGCAACUCGGAUCGUUACCACAGAGAAGUUUAGUGCCGGAAUGAUGAUCAACUUGAUAGAACAAUAUCGUGUCAAUGUUAUAUUUUUCCCACCGGCGCACGCUUUGGCUAUCUUGAAUGAUCCCACCGUUGGGAUGGCGGAUUUCUCCAGCCUUCGAAUGGUGCUAUGUGGUGGUGGUGCAGUUUCGCCUGAUUUAAAGCGAUCAUUCGAAAUGUACUUAUCCAAGGGAAAAUUUGUAGUAGUAUACGGUCUUUCGGAGCUGGGAGGUUUGGGGACACUCAGUGAUGUAUGCUAUAAAAGCGGUUCCGUAGGUGUACUCUCGAACGGAGCUGAAGCCAAGAUUGUCGACGAUGAAGGCAAUGUUGUAGGUUUCGAAGAACAAGGUGAACUGCUAAUAAGAAAGCAAUUUGUUUUUAUGGAAUACUAUGGCAAUUCAGAGUCCACAGCAGAAAUGCUAGACGAAGAUGGAUGGUUACAUACCGGAGACAUCGCCUACGUCGACGAAGAUGGCAUCUUUUUUGUUGUCGAUCGCAAAAAGGACAUAAUCAAGUACGCUGGAUAUCAGAUAUCGCCAACCGAAAUCGAGAACGUCAUCCUGCAAGUUCCGGGAGUCAUAUCAGCGUGUGUAACCGGAAUUCCCGUUCCUGGCAAUGAUUUGCCGGUUGCAUUGGUGAUCAAGUCCCCAGAAUCGGCUGUAACAGAAAACGAUAUCGUCGAUGCGGUCGCUAGCAAUAUGAUUGAUUUCAAACAUCUACGGGGUGGGGUUCAUUUUGUGACUGCUUUUCCUAUGACACCCUCAGGUAAAAUUCUACGCCGUAAAUGUCGGGACAUUGCAAUAGAGUUCUACAACCAAUCUACUUCGAUCAGUAUAUUCAAUCUAGUCACGAUGAGCACAACGUACAACCCAGACUCUAAGGUGUGGACCGGCAUCACCCAGCCAAGCCUCCUCAAUCCGCACGCCAAUUUAGGACAGCUUAUAUUGAACAUGUUGGAGAGAAAUCCGUCGAAAGUAGCUCAGGUGAGCGUAGAUACGGGCGUUAGUGUUACUUGCGGUGAGAUGCGUCUACGUACAAUUAGAGCUGUACAGAAUCUUACUGCAUUGGGAUUCCCGAGAAAAGGUGAUUUCGUAUGUUUUGCUACAAGAAACAGAGAAAAUCUAGCACCAUUGGUGUACGCAUGCUUCCUGAUAGGAGCUCCAGUGCACUGCUUAGAUCCCGAUUUCACAGUGAGCGAUAUAGCGUAUAUGCUGCGCAUUUCCAAACCGAUCAUGGUAGUGGCCGAUGAAGAUAAUGUUCAAACAAUCAAACAGGCAUGUGCACAGGCUGAAAUUUCUCCGAAACAUGUUGUACUGGACAAGGUUACUGAGAAUGGUGAUAUUUCCUCACUAGAGCUGAUCAAGGAAACUGGUCAAGAGCAACUUUUCUAUCCCGCAUAUCUGGGCAACUCAGAGGAGCUAAUUGCUGCGGUGGUAUGCUCAUCGGGAACAACAGGAAUGCCUAAAGGAAUAUCUAUCUCCCACGCAAAUUUCAUCAGCCAGUACGUUUUUCUAAGCAACAUAAGUCAUAUAAAAGACAGUUUCAACUUUAGUUCACUCUAUUGGCUGUCUGGGUUUUCCACGCUUAUGACAGGGGUAUUUAAUAAUUUCACACGCUAUAUAACAACGCGCCGCUUCAGUACGGAAGCAUUUUUCGAAAUAAUUGCAAAAUACCAAAUUGCCAGUGCCUUCGCCCCGCCUGCUCAGCUGGCAAUGAUUUUGCAAAGUCCAAAUCUGGAUAAGGCAGAUUUAACCAGCAUUAGAAAUAUGCAGUCAGGUGGUGGAUUUGUUUCUACGAAGCUUCGCAAAGCAAUUGAAAGGUGGCUACCCUCCGGAAAAGUGAGCGUCGGGUACGGCAGCUCCGAAGUAGGUUUUAUUGCGGCAGAAAUGUUUGGAUCAACACGAGAUGGUUCAGUAGGUCGCCUGGCACCGAAUGUUGAAGUCAAACUGCUGGAUGAUGAAGAUAAUCGUGUUGGUAUAAACGAACGGGGAGUCCUAUGGGCGCGGUAUGCAAUCAAAACCCUGGGAUAUUUGAACAAUCCAACAGCAACUGAACAACUUAUUUCACCGGACGGAUGGGUGUGCACAGGCGACAUUGCAUACUUUGACAACGACGGAUUUCUGUUUAUAGUAGAUCGGAAGAAGGAAAUCAUCAAGUAUAAAAAUUAUCAAAUUUCCCCGGCUGAGAUCGAGGCUGUGAUCGAGGAGAUUCCCGAAGUUCUCCAUGCGUGCGUCGUUGGCUUAGUUGAUGAAGAGAUGCACGUUGAUCUUCCUACGGCCGUAAUAGCCUUACGCGAUGGUAGUGUGCUCGAUAGUCAAUGUGUAAUAGAUUUAGUUGCUGAAAAACUGAGCGAUUACAAGCAACUUCGCGGAGGCGUAUUCUUCAUUGACCAGAUGCCAAUGACCGUGUCAGGAAAGUUAAAUCGAUAUGUAAUUAGAAAGAUUGCUCAAGAAAUGGCGUGUAAGCUUCAGACGAAAUAG
Molecule: messenger RNA, 3279 nt
Organism: Sabethes cyaneus
Lineage: Eukaryota; Metazoa; Arthropoda; Insecta; Diptera; Culicidae
Exons: 5
Coding region: 1-3279 (1092 amino acids)
Biological process (GO): fatty-acyl-CoA biosynthetic process; long-chain fatty acid metabolic process
Molecular function (GO): long-chain fatty acid-CoA ligase activity
Source: RefSeq, a predicted model, not a curated record